AUGCAAGUGACAAUUGAAUUAACUUAUAGAUAUUACACUGAAUAUGUUGAUGUGCAUGUUAUGAAUAAAAUAAAUCUUAGUCAACAUAUCUGGAAAAAAGACAAAGAUCAAAUUCAGUCAGCUAUUAAACUUAUUGAAAUGUACACUGAUAUUGAAAUUAUGUUAAGCAUUAUAGAUAGUGAAGUUACUAUGAUCAGUUUUGGAAUUAUAGAAAUAAUCAAUCAGUUAGAAAUGAAUAUGGUUGAAAUUGAUAUAAAUAAACAUAAAGACCUUGUUCUAUUAACUCAAGGUUUAGAACCUAUUGAAGAAGAUGAAGUUGAUAAAACAUAUGAGCUAGUAGAUAAAAAUAAACACUAUAUAGAUACAUCAACAAAACAAGAUAAAGAAUUAAAUAAUGAAGCUGAUGAGGAACUUGUAGAAGCACUUCAAGAAUAUGAGAAAGGUGAGAAUAGAAUUAUUAAUAAUAUAAUUCUUGAGGAAUUUAAUCAGUCAUAG
Messenger RNA from Cetraspora pellucida, 495 nucleotides. NCBI's taxonomy places the organism in Eukaryota, Fungi, Glomeromycota, Glomeromycetes, Diversisporales, Gigasporaceae. The record is from the annotation of a GenBank genome assembly.